Messenger RNA from Cannabis sativa, 2154 nucleotides. RefSeq names its product probable ADP-ribosylation factor GTPase-activating protein AGD6. The coding region runs from base 346 to 1725 and encodes 459 amino acids. Gene Ontology annotation, molecular function: GTPase activator activity. The transcript has 5 exons. NCBI's taxonomy places the organism in Eukaryota, Viridiplantae, Streptophyta, Magnoliopsida, Rosales, Cannabaceae. The record is from RefSeq and is a predicted model, not a curated record. Gene Ontology annotation, biological process: vesicle-mediated transport.
AAUAUGUGGCUCAUCCAAUUCAGGUAGAUGGGCUAAGGUUCGACUUGACGGCAUUAUUUGUCCUAUGGGCUUAAAAAUGUGUAUUGGGUCGGGCCUCAUGAAGCACUAACACCAACUUUCCAGUGAAAAAAAUAAAAUAAAAAACGGAAACACUUAAAAAUUGGGAAGAAAAGAAAAGAAAAGAAAAGAAAAGAAAGAGAAGAAAAAUGGAAUGGAAUGUAUUGGUAAGCAAUUCGUGACCAUUUGAGUCUUUACGGUCAUUCCCUCAUUCUCUCUGCGCUCGCUCCAACACUUUCUGCUCAUUCACGCAUAGAAACAGAUCGGAUCGGAUCGAACCAGACCUAAAUGGCGGCGUCGAGGCGGCUCCGAGAUCUGCAAUCGCAAUCGGGAAACAAGACCUGCGUCGAUUGCUCUCAAAAAAAUCCUCAAUGGGCAUCCGUAUCGUAUGGCGUCUUCAUGUGCUUAGAGUGCUCCGGCAAGCAUCGGGGUCUCGGUGUGCACAUCUCCUUCGUUCGAUCUGUCACCAUGGAUUCCUGGUCCGAGAUCCAGAUUAAGAAGAUGGAAGCCGGUGGCAACGACCGCCUCAAUGCAUUCUUCUCUCAGUAUGGUAUCCCUAAGGAGACGGAUAUUGUCACUAAGUACAAUACCAACGCUGCCAGUGUAUAUCGGGAUCGGAUUCAAGCCUUGGCCGAAGGCCGUUCGUGGCGGGACCCUCCCGUUGCAAAGGAGAAUGUCGGUGCUGGCUCUAAGAAGCCGCCUUUAGCUCAAGGCGGUGCUAGGAAUGGCAACAGCGGUUGGGAUACUUGGGAUAACGACGAUGGAUUUAGAUCUCCUUCUUCUUCGAAUGACAUUAGGCGAAAUCAAUCAACGGGCAAUGUUAGAGGAGCUGGGGAUGGUCACGGGGGCAUGCCGUCUCGGUCGAAAUCUACGGAGGAUAUAUACACGAGGGCGCAAUUGGAAGCCUCUGCUGCCGGUAAGGACAGCUUUUUCCAACGUAAGUUGGCAGAAAACGAUUCUCGCCCGGAGGGACUUCCUCCGUCGCAAGGUGGCAAGUACGUGGGUUUUGGAUCGAGCCCGGCUCCUCCUUCUCAGAGGAAUAACAGCGCCCAAGGCGAUGUAUUGUCUGUUGUUUCUCAGGGAUUUGGUAGAUUAUCACUUGUUGCCGCAUCCGCUGCUCAAUCGGCUGCAAGUGUUGUUCAAGCUGGCACAAAAGAGAUAACUUCUAAGGUCAAAGAAGGUGGUUAUGAUUACAAGGUGAAUGAAACUGUUAAUGUUGUAACUGCAAAGACUUCUGAAAUUGGACAGAGGACAUGGGGGAUUAUGAAAGGGGUCAUGGCAAUAGCUUCACAGAAGGUUGAAGAGUAUGCAAAAGAAGGAAGUACCUGGACGGCUGACAACUGGCAGCGUAAUGAUAGUGAACAAAAUGGAUACUAUCAAGAGUUUAAGCAGAACAAAGAAUUUAAUUCUUCCUCUGGUGGGCAGUCCUCUUCGGCUGGUCAUGUUAAUUCUUUUAACUCAACUUCUUGGGAUGAUUGGGACCAAAAAGACAACAGGAAGGAAGAAUCAACAAAGGGUAAAUCGUCUCACAACAAUGAUGAUUGGGCUGGAUGGGAUGAUCCGAAAGAAGAUGGGUAUGAUAGUUUCUAUCAGAGUGAAUCUGAUACUAAACCGGCUGGUCAGAAUGGAAAGUCUGAUGCCACAUGGACAGGGGGAGGGUUUCUCUGAGGUAGAAUCUUGUUUCCUUUUCUUAGAAAACUCAUGGUCGAGGUCAAGGUCAAGCCAUAAAUAGUGCCACUCGGAUAGUGGUAGAUGUCUGAGGGAUGGGGUGGGAGGUGUGGUGAUAAAGAUUAUUGGAUAUUGAAAUUUAUUGGAGGGGCUGCUUCACAACCUUUCCUAAAUUUGGAUUUUAGAUCCCAUUUCGAUGGGGGAUACACUUUUGUUGUGGUUAGUAUAUUCUUAGCUCUUAUAUUUUUUCUUUUCAUAUAUUUUUUUUAAUGGGAAUCUUGCUAUGUAACCUAUUGGGGGAGACAUUUGUGUGGUUAGAUGUAAUUUUAUUUAAUGCUCAAUUGUCAACAAGAUGGGUUAAGUUGCCCAAUCAAAGGAGAACUGAUAUUUGUAAGUGAGUAAAUCAAAGUUACUUUCUUUGGAUUUGUA